Durusdinium trenchii is the source of this 1985-nucleotide messenger RNA. NCBI's taxonomy places the organism in Eukaryota, Dinophyceae, Suessiales, Symbiodiniaceae. The record is from the annotation of a GenBank genome assembly.
CUUGGAGAGCAAAGCAGAGGGAAGCUACGCAGUAACGUUGAGCCCCGCAAUGCUAUCCAGAUGCGCCCUUGGUGGCAAGCCGGUCAGCUUCGUGCUUGUACAUGCAGCACAUCUUGAGAGCAAAAAGCCGGCCAAGACGACCCAGAACGCCCACCUCCUCAUCUCUCUCUCCAAAAUCCAGCAGGCAUGAACCGCAACAGCCGCAAGAUGGACCUCUCAGGCUCCAAGCAUUGUAUUGCACUCCCCACAUCAAGGUUCCCGGCAAGCUAUUUGUGUCUCCGCUGCUGGUUACCUUUGUUCCAGACCCUGAUGACAAGCACGUCCAGGAGUUUGGAGGUGAACUCUACACAGUUACAUUGGAGGUGCAGGAUCUUUUGCAAUGUGGAGGCAUCACUAUGCCGCAGGAGGACGGCACUGACUUGGCCUAUUUCCUUCAGAUGGAGGUCAGGACGCUAAAUGGCCAGAUAUUCCGAACUCCAGAGGACCAGCAGGACCCAUGGUUCCUUGUCUUCCGUUUGCUGGACAAAGAGGACCUGCGUCAUGCAACUGCACUUCUCUUGGAGGCCAAGCAGGCCCAUCCUGGUCAUCAUGCAGGCUGGACACAGACAUCCGUGCCGUUUCCGUGUUUGGAUUGCAUGGCAGAGCUCGAGCAUGCGGUCCACCACCACCAGCUCCAGCAACAACUGGACAAGAAGAAGGACCGAUCGUCUUCUUCUUCUGCAGCUCGUUUGAUGGGAAGCUUUGCAAACUUCCUAUCAGGGCCGCGCGACUCCAAAGCCGCUGAUGCACAAGGACCUUCUCCAGCGAAACCCAGCGAAGUUGUGGAGGAAGCAGGCUGCCACGUUGACAAGGUGGUUUUUCAACUACCAGAAAACUGCCAACGGUCGGUGUUGAACAAAGACCUCGCGGAGGCAUUGUUGGACUAUCUUCCUGUUGGACUCCGACUCCCUGGCCUUGUUCAGUGGGUGCUCAGAUACACACCCAAGGCACACGGAGUUUCUUUAGCCACUAUGUUUCGAAACCUCGCUGAGCGAAAAAAGACCAUCAUCAUCAUUCAAGACACCGAGGACUACAUUUUUGGUGGUUUUGCAACUUCAGCUUGGGAGCCUUGUGGAAGGUUCUAUGGCUCUGGUGAGGCCUUUGUUUUCUCCUUCGGCAAGGCUUCAACUUCGGAGGUUGCUCUCGUUCAAUUCUUUCCAUGGUCUUCUGUCAACGAGUGCUGCAUGUAUGCAGACCAUAGUUUGUUUGGAAUGGGUGGCGGAGAAGGACGGCAUGCCUUUGUUGUGCAGGCUGAUUUGCUGCAGGGACAUUCAUCUCCAACUCCGACAUUCAAGCUUGGUCCUUGAUGUGAUGGUAGCAGCGGUUUUGUUUGAUUUACUAUAAAUCUUUACCUUAGCGCGCCUGUUUGAGUUUUUGGAAGUACUGUUUUUUUUUGUAUUAUUUGUCCUGCAUCACGUGUGGCAAGGAACUCCAUCCUGGCUGCAACUGAAGAGUUUGUAGUGCGUGAUAUUGAAGUGGGCACUCAUCAAGUCGUCAUUGAAGCUAUAUUCCAAAGGAACUUCAAUGUCACGCUAUGGGCUGAGAUCAUCUGAGAUUUGUAGGCAGACAAGUGUACUUUCAUUGCGAGCUAGGAGGAACAGGACUUUCGCUACAGUAGUUCAAAUACAGCUCGAUGUAGGAUUUCUGCCACAGACAUUGUUGUGGUGAACAAUUUCAAAUCUCAUUUUAUUAUAUAGCUUGCACAAUGGCAAAGCAAUGCAUCAAAUGCAUUCAAAUGUCAGGUGGUCGCUAGAAGAGGUGUGAGAUGCUGAACAUCCUGAUGAGCAUGAAGCUGAACAUAGCUGAACAGACGCCGUCAACGACUGACAUCGCCUGCAAGGAAUGAGAGAUGAGAUGGCAACAGUGGGACUCCUCCCAGUUUGUGCAAGCACAAACCUGGAGCUUCGAUGGACAUCGGACUCACCUCAGGGCGUCAGAGCGGAGAG